Molecule: messenger RNA, 8146 nt
Organism: Loxodonta africana (African savanna elephant)
Lineage: Eukaryota; Metazoa; Chordata; Mammalia; Proboscidea; Elephantidae
Gene: TEP1
Product: telomerase associated protein 1
Exons: 55
Coding region: 197-8029 (2610 amino acids)
Biological process (GO): telomere maintenance via recombination
Cellular component (GO): telomerase holoenzyme complex
Molecular function (GO): protein binding; telomerase RNA binding; telomerase activity
Source: RefSeq, a predicted model, not a curated record
UCCUCCGGUCUGGCUCUUACCACUAGCCGAGCGGAGAAGCCGGCUUCUACUUCCUGCUGCGGAGAGCCGAGACGUCCCGCGUCGGAAUCUUGGCCUCUCUAUUCCCAGUAGCUCAGCGGAGCGUCCGAGCCCUGGCCCCGGGUCAGGCGCUGGGCUCCGGAACAGAGUCGAGGUAUAUGGUGCUUGAGCGCCAGCUAUGGAGAAGCCACAUGGGCAUGUGUCUGCAUACCCCGACAUCCUCUCCUUGGAGAACCGGUGCCUGGUGACAUUUCUUGACACGAAGACCAUGGAGAAGCCUCAUGGGCGUGUGUCUGCCCACCCAGACAUCCUCUCCUUGGAGAACCGGUGCCUGGCCACGUGUCCUGAUGUGAAGAGCAUGGAGAAGCCACGUGGACAUGUGUCUGCCCACCCAGACAUCCUCUCCUUGGAGAACCGGUGCCUGGCCACGCUCCCCAGUCUAAAGAGCACUAUGUCUGCCAGCACCUUGCUCCAGCAUCUCCAGAUACCUCACCUGGCGCAAGCUGACCUGUACAGCCUGAACACGAACAACAGCCUGUUCUCUGAGGCCCCAACCUGGAAGGCUCAGUGCAUCUCCGACGGACAAGACCUUCUGACCUGCACCAGGGCCCUGAAAUCUACCUCUGCCACUAAGAGAGCUCAGGAAUCACCACUGUAUCCCCAGGGACGUUGGUCCUCUUCAGAAGAAGAGAAAAAGCCAGAGAAGACAGAAGAGGCCCAGAUACCUUUUUAUAGUCUAAGCUUGGGAGAGGAGGAGGAGAUGGAGGAGCUGGCUCCGAAGCUCACCACCGGGGACUCCAAAUCUUAUCCUGAGCCCACUGACCAGGCCCUUCAGGAAAAGAAGAUGUCUCUAAUGAGCCUGCUGUGCUCUAGUCUGGCAUCGAAGGCAAACGCAAAAGAAGAAAAGUACUCCUUCCAGACUUUCCUCCUUAAAGCCUGUAGUGAACUUGCCCCCUUGGAACCUGAGUUUAUCCUCAAGGCGUCUUUGUACACCAGGCAGCAGCUGAACAUCCGAGAUGCAGCCAACAGAGUCUUGGCCAUUGCUGCCUUCUUGCCAGCCUGUCGCCCCUAUGUGCGACGAUAUUUCUGUGCCAUUGUCCAGCUGCCUUCUGACUGGAUCCAGGUGGCUGAGCUCUACCAGAGCCUGGCCGAAGAGCAGGAGGGCAAGCUGGUGCCCCUGCCUGCCUGCCUGCGUGCUGCAAUGACGGACAAAUUUGCCCAGUUUGAUGAGUACCAGCUGGCCAAAUACAACCCCCGGAAGCACCGGGCCAAGAAACGCCCCCGCCAGCCCCAGCAUCCUCCAAAGUCUGGACGUCCGUUUUCUGAGACACAAUAUUUACCAAAGUUUGUUCGGUUUUUUAAAGACGAACAGAAGCAGUUUGAGGCAGCCUACAAUGCAGUGCCAGAGAAAAAGGAGCAGCCAAGGUUCACCCUGAAGAAGCUGGUACAGCGAUUGCAUAUCCAGGAACCUGCCCAGCAUGUCCAAGCCUUGCUGGGCUGCAGAUACCCUUCCAACAUGCAGCUUUUUUCUCAAAGUCGCCUCCCUGGGCCGUGGGAUUCUAGCAGAGCUGGGAAGCGGAUGAAGCUGUCUCGGCCGGAGACUUGGGAACGAGAGUUGAGCUUACGGGGGAGCAAAGCUUCUGUCUGGGAGGAGCUCAUCGACAAUGGGAAGCUUCCCUUCAUGGCCAUGCUGAGGAACCUGAGCAACCUGUUGCGAGUUGGAAUCAGUGCCCGACACCAUGAGCUGGUUCUCCAGCGACUCCAGCAUGCGAAGUCAGUGAUCCACAGUCGGCAGUUUCCAUUCAGAUUCCUUAAUGCCCAUGAUUCCAUUGAUGGUCUUGAGGCUCAACUCAAAAAUAAAGCAUUACCGUUUCCUUCCAACGUACAACUGAUGAGGCGGAUAAUGAUUAGAAACUCAAGAAAUGGCAAAAGAUGUCCCAGUCGGAAUCUCCUUCAGCGCGUAACCUGUCGGGAACUUCGGGCAGCAAUGAUGAUGCCUGUGGUAUAUGAGCAGCUCAAGCGGGAGAAGCUGAAAAUACAUAAGGCUAGACAGGGGAAAUAUGAUGGUGAGAUACUGGAUCGGUACCGCCAGGCCCUGGAGACAGCUGUGAACCUCUCUGUGCAGCACAGCGUGCCCCCGCUGCCAGGCCGCACCCUCUUGGUCUACCUGACAGAUUCGAAUGCAAACAGCCUCUGCCCCAAGAGCAACCCACAAGGGCCCCCUCUGAACUACGUGCUGCUGUUGGUUGGAAUGAUGAUCGCGCGGGCGGAGCAGGCAGAGCUCCUGCUGUGCGGAAAAGGCACUCUGAAGACGGCUGUGCUGAAGGCAGAGGAGGGAAUCCUGAAGACCGCAACUGAGCUCCAGGCUCAAGUUCAGGAGUUGGAUGCAAAGGAUGAAGAUGAAUGGCCUUUGAAUACUUUUGGAAAGUACCUGCUGUCUCUGGCUGCCCAAAGGGUCCCUGUGGACAGGGUCAUCGUCUUUGGCCAAGUUACAAAUCAGAGAUUGAUAAAUGUGGCUAAACAGCUUUUCUGGCAACAUGUGAAUUCCAAGUGCCUCUUUGUUGGUGUUCUCCUGCAAAUGACAGGUUUAACGUUUACAAAUGUGAACCCCAAGGAUGUGACACUCUCAGGCUGUACUGACGGGAUACUGAAGUUCAUUGCAGAGCAAGGGGCCUCCCGUCUUCUAGAACACGUGGGCCAAAUGGACAGAAUAUUCAACAUCCCACCACCCCCAGGAAAGACAGGGCUCCUGUCUCUCAGGCCGCUGGAAGAGAAUAUUCCAAGCCCCUUGGCUCCAAUUUCCCAGCAUGGGCUGAGCCCAGCGCUCACCCCCAGAUGGCGCAGCAUCCGGCUUUUCAUUUCAUCCACUUUCCGGGACAUGCAUGGGGAGCGGGACCUGCUUCUGAGAUCAGUGCUGCCGGCCUUGCAGGCCCGUGCAGCUCCCCACCGCAUCAGUCUUCACGGCAUCGACCUACGCUGGGGCGUCACCGAGGAGGAGACCCGGAGGAACAGACAACUGGAAGUGUGCCUUGGGGAGGUGGAGAACUCACAGCUGUUCGUGGGGAUUCUGGGCUCACGCUAUGGCUACAUUCCGCCCAGCUACAGCCUCCCUGACUAUCCACACUUUCGCUGGGCCCAGCAGUACCCCCCGGGGCGCUCGGUGACAGAAAUGGAGGUGAUGCAGUUCCUGAACCGGGGCCUCCGCCUGCAGAACUCUGCCCCAGCUCUCAUCUACUUCCGGGAUUCCAGCUUCCUCAGUUCUGUGCCAGAUACCUGGAAAUCUGACUUUAUUCCUGAGUCUGAAGACGCUGCACAUCGGAUGACAGAACUGAAGAGCUACCUGAGCAAACAGAAAGAGAUUACCUGCCGCAGAUACCCCUGUGAAUGGGGGGGUGUGGCAGCCGGCCGGCCCUAUGUUGGGGAACUGGAGGAGUUUGGGAAGUUGGUUCUGCAGGAUGUGUGGAAUGUGAUCCAGAAGCUUUACCUGGAGCCUGGGUCCCAGCAGGAGCAGCCAGUGCCCACCCCGGAUGAUGACUCAGUCCAGGCCACCUUCCAACAGCUACAGAGCCCACCCAGCACUACCCGACCUCGCCUUCUUCAGGACAUAGUGCAGCAGCUGACACGGCACCGGGGGAGGCUAAGCCUGGUGGUUGGGCAGUCGGGACAGGGCAAGACCGCCUUCCUGGCAUCCCUUGUGUCAGCCCUGCAGGCUCCUGAUGGGACCAGAGUGGCCCCCUUAGUCUUCUUCCACUUCUCAGGUGCCCGCCCGGACCAGAGUCUUGCUCUCACCCUGCUCAGACGCCUCUGUGCCUAUCUUCAUAGCCAUCUACAGGAACCGAGUGCCCUCCCCAGUACCUACCGAGGCCUGGUAUGGGAGCUGCAGCAGAGGCUGCUGCCCAAGUCUGCUCAGUCCCUGCAUCCUGGCCAGAAUCUGGUGCUGAUCAUUGAUGGCGUUGACAGGCUGGUGGACCAGAAUGGGCAGCUGAUCUCAGACUGGGUCCCAAAGACCCUGCCCCGGGGGGUACACCUGGUGCUGAGCGUGUCUAGGGACACGGGCCUGGGGGAGACCCUGGAGCAGAGCCAGGAUGCUCAUGUGGUGGCCCUCGGGCCUCUGGAGCCGUCUGCUCGGGCCCGGAUGGUGAGAGAGGAGCUGGCUCUGUAUGGGAAGCGGCUGGAGGAGUCGCCUUUUAACAACCAGAUGCGGCUGCUGCUGGUGAAGCGGGGAUCGGCCCUGCCGCUCUACCUGCGCUUGGUCACGGAUCACCUGAGGCUCUUCACACUCUAUGAACAGGUGUCUGAGAGACUCCGGACACUGCCCGCCACUGUCCCCCUGCUGUUGCAGCACAUCCUGAACACCCUGGAGCAAGAGCACGGCCCUGAUGUCCUUCCCCAAGCCUUGGCCACCCUUGAGGUCACACGUAAUGGUCUGACCGUGGACCAGCUGCAUGGAGUGCUGAGUGCAUGGCGGUUACUGCCCAGGGGAGGCAAGACCUGGGAAGAGGCAGUGGCUGCUGAUAACAGUGGGGACCCCUACCCCAUGGGCUCAUUUGCUUACCUGGUCCAGAGUCUGCGAAGUUUGCUAGGAGAAGGCCCUCUGGAGCGCCUUGGUGCCCGGCUUUGCCUCCCUGAUGGGCCCUUGAGAACAGCAGCUAAACGUCGAUAUGGGAAGAGGCCAGGGCUGGAGAGCACGGCACACCUCCUCAUCACAGCUCAGCUCUGGAAGACAUGUGACCCUGAUGCCUCGGGUACCUUCCGAAGUUGCCCUCCUGAGGCUCUGGGAGACCUGCCUUACCACCUGCUCCAAAGCGGGAACCGUGGCCUCCUUGCGAAGUUCCUCACCAACCUCCACGUGGUGGCGGCACAUCUGGAACUGGGCCUGAUCUCUCGGCUCCUGGAGGCCCACGCCCUCUAUGUUUCUUCAGUCUCUGAAGAGGAACAAAAUCUCCCUGAUGCUGACGUGGCAGUAUUUCGCACCUUCCUGAGGCAGCAGGCUCCAGUCCUCAGACAGUACCCACUGCUCCUAUACCAGCAGGCAGCUAACCAGCCUCUGGACUCGCCUCUUUGUCACCAGGCCCCACAGCUCUCCCAGCGACGGCAACUCCCACGCACAGUGCGAUGGCUUAAUAAACCCCAGACCAUGGGGGGUCAACAAAGCUCCAGCCUGUCUCUGUCAGUUUCCUCGUCCCCCACAGCUGUGGCGAUCUCUCCCAAUGGACAAAGAGCAGUUGUGGGCACUGCCAGUGGGACAGUUUACCUGUUGGACUUGAACUCGUGGCAGGAGGAGAAGUCUGUGGUAAGUGGCUGCGAUGGCAUCUCUUCCUGUUUGUUCCUCUCGGACACAUCUGUCUUCCUUACUGCCUUUGACGGGCUCCUGGAGCUCUGGGACCUGCAGCAUGGUUGUCGAGUGCUCCAGACCAAGGCUCACCAGCACCAAAUCACCAGCUGCUGCCUAAGUCCAGACCGCCGGCUCCUAGCCACCGUGUGCCUGGGAAGAUGUCUCAAGCUGUGGGACACAGUCCGUGGGCAGCUGGCCUCUCAGCACACCUGUCCUAAGCCCCUCAACUGCGUUGCCUUCCACCCAGAGGGCCAGGUGAUAGCCAUAGGCAGCUGGGCUGGCAGCUUCAGCUUCUUCCAGGUGGACGAGCUCAAAGUCACCAAGGAACUGGGGGCCCCAGGAGCCUCUGUCCGUACCUUGGCCUUCAAUGCCCCUGGGCGAGUUGUAGCUGUAGGUCGGCUGGACAGGAUGGUGGAGCUGUGGGCCUGGCAAGAGGGGGCGCGGCUGGCUGCCUUCCCUGCCCACCAUGGCUUUGUUGCUUGUACCCUUUUCCUGCACGCUGGGAGCCAGUUACUGACAGCUGGAGAGGAUGGCAAGGUCCAAGUGUGGUCAGGGUCUCUGGGUCGGCCCCGUGGGUGCCUGGGUUCCCCUUCUCUCUCUCCUGCCCUGUGCGUGGCUCUCAGCCCAGAUGGUGAUCGGGUGGCUGUUGGGUACCGAGCAGAUGGCAUUAGGAUCUGCAGAAUCUCUUCAGGUUCCCAGGAGGGUCAGUGUAAAGCAGUGCAUGUGGCAGUGUCCGCACUGGCCUGGCUCAGCCCCGAGGUUUUGGUGAGCGGUGCGGAAGAUGGGUCUCUGCAGGGCUGGGCUUUCAAGAAAAGCUCCGUCCAGUCGCUCUGGCUCCUGUCCAAAUACCAGAAGCCUGUGCUGGGACUGGCUACCUCCCAGGAACUCCUGGCUUCUGUCUCAGAGGACUUCACAGUGCGGCUGUGGCCCAGGGGGCUCCUGACCCUGCCACAAAAGGCAGAAGAAUUUCCUUGUGGCAUUGAGCUUCGAGGACAUGAGGGCCCUGUAAACUGCUGCAGCUUCAGCACUGAUGGAGGCAGCCUGGCCACCGGGGGCAGGGAUCGGAGUCUGCUAUGCUGGGAUGUGAGGACACCCAGUGCCCCCGUUCUGAUUCGCUCCUUCUCUGCCUGUCACCGUGACUGGGUCACUGGCUGUGCCUGGACCAGAGACAACCUACUGAUCUCCUGCUCCAGUGACGGCUCGGUGGGGCUGUGGGACCCUGAGUCAGGACAGCAGCUUCGUCAGUUCCUGGGUCAUCAGAGUGCCGUGAGCGCUGUGGCGGCCGUGGAGGAGCACGUGGUAUCUGUGGGCCGGGACGGGACCUUGAAAGUUUGGGACCAUCAGGGCGUGGAGCUGACAAGCAUCCCUGCUCACUCAGGACCCAUCAGCCACUGUGCAGCUGUCCAGGAGCCACGUGCAGCUGGCCAGCCUGGGUCAGAGCUUCUAGUGGUGACUGUGGGACUGGAUGGGACCACAAGGUUGUGGCAUCCACUCUUGGUGUUUCAAACACACACCCUCCUGGAACACAGUGGCCCAGUCAGUGCAGCUGCUGUCUCAGACAUCUCAGGCCUCUUGCUGACUGCCUCUGAGGAUGGCUCUGUACGGCUCUGGCAGGUACCUAAGGAAGCAGAUGACACAUAUAUACCUAAGAAUUCUGCAGCCAUCACUGCUGUGGCCUGGGCUCCGGAUGGUUCCAUGGCAGUGUCUGGGAGUCUAACUGGGGAACUGAUCCUGUGGCAGGAAGCAAAGGCUGUGGCCACAGCACAGGCUCCAGGCCGCGUCAGUUCCCUGAUCUGGUCCUCGGCACACGCCUUCUUCGUUCUGAGUGCUGAUGAAAAAGUCAGUGAGUGGCAAGUGGAACUGCAGACGGGUUCAACGUCUAGAAAUUUCAGCCUUCACCUGAACCAAGUGCUGCAGGAGGACAUAGGGGUCCUGACAGGUCUGGGCCUGGCCCCUGAUGGUCAAUCCCUCAUCCUGGCUAAGGCAGAAUUGGAAUUGCUGCACAUGGUGCCAGGGAAUGAUCCCUCUGUAAUCUGGAGCUGCUAUGUGGAAGAUGGUCUUACAGUGUUGUCUACCCACAAGGAGUAUGGUAUAUUUGUCCUGCAAUCAAUAGCCCCUAAAGGUCUUUAUCUCUUAAGGCAAAAGGAAUUAGGAGAGUUUGAACAGUUCCUGGACUUUAAUCUGAACCUAGAAAGUCCUAGUGGGGCUCUAAUAUGUAUAACUCAGGCCAAACCUGAAUCUGAGUCCUCAUUUUUGUGUGCCAGCUCUGAAGGGAUGUUAUGGAACAUGGCCAGAUGCAGCCCUGAAGGAGAAUGGAUCACAGGUAACAUCUGGCAAAAUCCCGAAACCCCAAAUUCAGGGGCAGACUCAUCUACAUGCUUGGAAUUAAAUGUCGACAUGGACGUCUGGCCAAGAACCCCAGAUCUCACGACACGUCAGUGUAGAAAGAUCCACUCGGGCUCCGUCACAGCCCUCCAUGUGCUGCCUGAGUUGCUGGUGACAGCUUCAAGGGACAGAGAUGUUAAGCUGUGGGAGAGACCCAGUAUGCAGCUGCUGGGCCUGUUCCGCUGUGAAGGGGCAGUGAACUGCCUGGAACCUUUCCUGGGUCCUGAUUCUACCCUGCAGCUUGCUGUGGGAGACGCACAGGGCAAUGUAUACUUCUUGUCCUGGGAAUGAACAUGUUACACCUCAGAGGAAAGAUGAUACCUCUUGUUUUAGAGAUACAAAGCCUGAAGACACCAGGACCUGGCUUUCUUCGUAAGAUUAUGGAAAUAAAGUGCCAGAAAAUCUUAA